AGUGAAAAGUUGAAAACUUGAAAGCACGAUUAAAAUUUUAGGUUAAGUAAGAAAUCACUUCACGUGUUAUAAUUUGUGUAUUUUAUUGUUAUAAAAACAAUAAAAAUGGUGCGGCAUAAUAACCAGUUACCCAACAAUCUAACCCAACUCCAAAAUCUAAUAAAAAGGGAUCGCGACUCAUAUAAAGAUGAGUUUCGUCAGCAGCUUGCUCAUUUUGAAACGACAUUGGAAAUAUUUAAUUUAAACCCCACGGAAUAUAAUAAAAAAUUAGACGAGCAGGCAAUGUUUUUGGCGCAAGUAACACAGUGCUACCAGGAUGAUAUGAAGCAAUUCCCACAAAAAAUUGUGGACAUUUUAAAAACUCACAACACAACAAUGCAUAAUGAAAUGAGACUCUCACUGUGUAAGUGUUUAAUAUUACUUCGAAAUAAAAAUUUCAUCACCGCUUUUGAUUUGCUGGAGUUGUUUUUUUCAUUGAUAAAAUGUCAAGACAAAAACCUCAGGGAAUACCUGAAGACACACAUUAUAAGUGACAUUAAACACAUGAACAUGAAACACAAGGAUAUGAAACUGAACUCUACCCUUCAAAACUUUAUUUAUACCAUGUUACGUGACUCAAAUACAAAAACAGCAAAACUUGCAGUUGAUAUUCUAAUUGAGCUUUAUCAUAAAAAUAUAUGGAAUGAUCACAAAACUGUUAACAUAAUUGCUGAUGUGGGAUGUUUCUCUAAGGUUACUAAAGUAAUGGUUGCUUCAUUGAAGUUUUUCUUAAGCAGAGAGGAAGAAGAAAAACCUGAUUCUGAUAGCGAUGACGAAAUUGAUCCAAAAGAUACCAUGAUUGCAAACAAAUUCAACAAGAAAACUAGAAAAAGAGAUAAAAUGGUUGAGAAAGUCAAAAAAAUAGCCAAAAAAAAUAAAAAAAAGAAACAGAAAGCUCCUAUAUUUAACUUCUCUGCAUUACAUUUAAUUAAUAAUCCACAAGGAUUUGCUGAAAAAUUAUUCAAACAAAUGGAAUCCUCAAAUGAAAGAUUUGAAGUAAAGUUGAUGGCCUUAGAUGUGGUUUCAAGGUUGAUAGGGUUACAUAAUCUGUUUUUAUUUAACUACUAUCCAUUUAUAGCCCGUCUAAUAAUGCCACAUCAAAGGGAAGUCACUCGUAUACUACAAUUUGCAGCACAAUCAGUGCACGAAUUAGUUCCUCCUGAAGUAGUUGAACCAGUUAUGAAAGCUAUUGCUAAUAAUUUCAUCACAGAAAGAAAUUCCACCGAUGUCAUGGCAGUUGGCUUAAAUGCAGUUCGAGAGAUCUGUGCACGAUGCCCUUUGGCUAUUGAUGAAGAUUUAUUACGAGAUUUAGUCCAAUAUAAAGCAUACAAGGAAAAAUCUGUCAUGAUGGCUGCAAGGUCUCUCAUUCAGUUGUAUAGACAAUCCAUGCCUACUCUUUUACACAAAAAAGAUCGUGGAAGGCCAUCAGAAGCAACAGCCGAACUUAAAGUAAAAAAAUAUGGUGAGGUGGAUGCAAAAGAUUAUGUGCCUGGUUCAGAAGUGCUUUUAGAAAAGGAAGAGGUAAAAAAUAAGAAUAGUAAAAAAGUAAAUAAUAAAAGUAAAAACAAGUCAAAUGAUUCUGAUGAUGAGUGGAUUGAUGUAGGGUCAUCUGAUUCAGAAAUAAAUAUUUCAACAGAUAGUGAAAAUGAAGAUGAUGAAAAUAAUGCUGAGUUAGAAGAGGAACAAACAGAUGAGGAUACAGAUGGUGACGAUGAUGAAGAGGUAAACUCUGAAGAAGUAAAUGAUAAUAGUGAAAACACCAAUGAAGCUGAACCUGUAAUAAAAGAUGAUGCUAAACCAAGGAAAAUCCUAAAAGCCAAGAAACCUAAACAAAAUAUAGAAGAAAAAAUAAAAGUAGCACGGGAGAUUGCGAUGGAUAAAAUAUUUACUGAUGAAGAUUUCAAACGUAUUGAGGCAGCCCAGAUAAAAAAAUCUAUAACUGGAGUGAAACGUAAUAGAAGUGUAGUAGAGGAAGAAGAAGAAUCUACUGAAUUGGUGCAGCUGUCUGCUAUUGAAAACAUUCAUAAAAAGCGAAAGCAUGACAAAAAUGCUAGACUUGAAACAGUGCUUAAAGGCAGGGAAGAAAGAGACAAAUUUGGUUAUAAAGACCGUAGAAAAAAUGCUAAUUGCUCUAAAACUAAUAGAGAAAAACGUAAGACCAAGUCAUACCAGAUGGUAAAACAUAAAGCAAGAGGUAAAGUUAAGAGAUCUUUUAAAGAAAAACAAAUAGCAUUCAGGAAUUAUUUAAUCAAACAGAAGAAAAUGCGUUAAAUACUAAGCUUGUUUGUUAGUUUUAAAACUUAUAAUAAAGUAACAUUUUAAAUUA
Bicyclus anynana (squinting bush brown) is the source of this 2365-nucleotide messenger RNA. It is a transcript of the gene Mys45A, whose product is annotated as protein SDA1 homolog. The record is from RefSeq and is a predicted model, not a curated record. The coding region runs from base 106 to 2310 and encodes 734 amino acids. The transcript has a single exon. Gene Ontology annotation, biological process: ribosomal large subunit biogenesis; ribosomal large subunit export from nucleus. Gene Ontology annotation, cellular component: nucleolus. NCBI's taxonomy places the organism in Eukaryota, Metazoa, Arthropoda, Insecta, Lepidoptera, Nymphalidae.